AUGUGUUCUGGGCACACAGACAACUAUCCAGGCCAUGCUGACGGGUCACUGGUGAGCGAGGAAAGCUCAGCCAAAAAUGGGAAAGCUGUGCUCUUUCUAGGAAGGGGCAGUGGUUCUGCUCACAAGAGUCAGUGUCUUGCGGGGAGGCGUGGGGUAAAGCUUGUGGACAGACAGCUCAGCCAUCCUUCCCUCCCCCGAGGACCCGGCCUGAUGGGGAGGACAACCCAGCGCUCACGGCAGGCUGGUGACAGUGACAGGACUAAGACACAAAGACUGAGUACUUUCCUCUUUAAUCUUUAA
This is a messenger RNA of Rangifer tarandus platyrhynchus (Svalbard reindeer), 300 nucleotides long. NCBI's taxonomy places the organism in Eukaryota, Metazoa, Chordata, Mammalia, Artiodactyla, Cervidae. The record is from the annotation of a GenBank genome assembly.